ACGAAAGUGCUACAGUACCUGUUUUGCAAAACUUUUUGGAACUAAACAAGGCUGGUUUUGGACCAAAACCCUGCUCCUGCUGCCCAAAACCCUCUUCCAGAGUCCCCCGGCGGGCACGCCAAGCGGAGAAGCAGCAUCGGCCAUGGAGAAGGAGACCAAGCCGGCGCCCGACGCCGCGGCUGCGCACCUCGCCGCGCUCCGCUGCGCCAGGGCCUCGCUCCUCCUCGCCUCCCUCCGCCGACCCCGCGCGCCGACGCCGGCGCAGGAUCGCCGCCGGACCUCCUCCUCCUCCUCCUCGGCAGCGGAGCUCGCGCGGCUCCGGUCCGAGGGGCUGCUCCGCCGCGCCGAGGUCGCGGCGGCGCGGCGCGAGGCCGCGGCCCACGCUCGGGUCGCCGGCCCCGAGCUGCUCCUCGUCCUCGCUGUGGCGCCCGCCGUCCUCCUCCUCCUGCUCCUCGUCGGGCUCCUCUAAGCCAGCGGCGGCGGGGGUAGCGCGGGGGCUGGAGCUUGAAGCCUCCUCUCCGCUCCGUGAUCCGUGAGUUACGCUUCCGGUGCCUGUGAUCAUGGCGUUCGACCCAGUUCAGUUUUGGUGAUGAGGGUUUUGGGGUGCACUAGCUAGGUGUUCGAUCAAAUGCCUGUUUGAGCUUGGUCGCGAGUAGAUAAACAACAGAUUUGGCCUUCUUUUUGGUUGCAUUGCCCUGUCGACAAAUGAAACCGACUGGUGUGAAUAUAAUGUGGUUUGGGUUUCUGUGUGCUUGGUAUUCGACGAAAAGCCUGUUCAUGUUUGGUGAUUUCAUUUCAGUUUGAUCCCAGUGCUGCGUUCUGGCAUCUGGGAGAUGUUGCAUGUUUCGUGCAUGCACAUUGGUGUGGUGCUAUA
This is a messenger RNA of Sorghum bicolor (sorghum), 874 nucleotides long. RefSeq lists its product as uncharacterized. Lineage: Eukaryota; Viridiplantae; Streptophyta; Magnoliopsida; Poales; Poaceae. The record is from RefSeq and is a predicted model, not a curated record. The transcript has 2 exons. Bases 143 to 469 code for a protein of 108 amino acids.